AUGGCGCACGCUCCUCAUCCACUUGCUACCCUGGAGCAAAUAAUCAAGACACCUUCGUCUGAAGAUGGGAUUCCAUCAGAAGUGGAGGCUGACCUUCGAGCCGCAGGAUGUAUGCUGAUGCAGGAAGCAGGUGUGAUGCUGAGUUUACCUCAAAGUACGAUGGCCACUGCUCAAGUCAUCUUCCAUCGAUUUUACUAUGUCUCAUCAUUAUAUUCCUUCGGUGUCAAUGAUAUAUCCAUAUCAUCAUUAUUCUUAUCUACGAAACUGUGCGAGACUCCUGUCCGACUACGAGAUCUGAUCAACACCUACCUAUUCCUAUUGGCGAGAAUUCAAUAUCUCUUAAAUCAACCCUCCAAUCAACCCUUCAGACCCGCCCUGCCAAGCUCAAAUUUCAGAUUCGACGUACCGUCAUUCCACGAUGAGAUUUUCUGGGAAUGGAAAGAUGUAAUCACAGCGAAUGAAAUGCAGAUUCUCAAAAGGUUGGGAUUCAAUAUGCAGGUCGAUUUACCAUAUAAUCAUAUGAUUAAUUAUCUCAAGAUCCUAGAUUUGGUAUUUGAAGAUGAAGUAGCUCAGAUGUGCUGGUCGAUCCUAAACGAUAUGUUGCUUACACCGAUGUACGCAAUCCACCCACCACAUACCCUCGCUUGUGCAUCUAUACUACUCUCUACGAGAUUACUUCGAAUUCCCCUACCGGAAGGAUGGUACAUCCUCUUUGACGCGACAUACGAUGAUACCUGGUCGUGUUGCGGUCACGUCAUGAAGCUCUAUAAUGAUUGGGGAUUGGAAUCACCUCGAGGAUCUGUGACUCUUGGAUUCACUAUGAACAAUGGAGAUAAGGGUCAGAAUGUUCAGGAGAAUAAGUGGAGGAGAGCUUGGGUAUUGGCGCAGAGUAGGAAAGCUGUUAGACGGUGGAUAGAUGAGAGAGAUAAGGGUCAGAACAGCGUAUAA
Molecule: messenger RNA, 948 nt
Organism: Kwoniella mangroviensis CBS 8507
Lineage: Eukaryota; Fungi; Basidiomycota; Tremellomycetes; Tremellales; Cryptococcaceae
Exons: 6
Coding region: 1-948 (315 amino acids)
Biological process (GO): regulation of transcription by RNA polymerase II
Cellular component (GO): nucleus
Molecular function (GO): cyclin-dependent protein serine/threonine kinase regulator activity
Source: RefSeq, a predicted model, not a curated record